Eimeria mitis is the source of this 2187-nucleotide messenger RNA. RefSeq lists its product as uncharacterized. The record is from RefSeq and is a predicted model, not a curated record. Lineage: Eukaryota; Apicomplexa; Conoidasida; Eucoccidiorida; Eimeriidae.
AUGGGUGUGGGGCGAGUUGCUGUUCCCAUAGCGCCCAGUGAUUCGCGUCCAUUGCGGGCCGCUGCUGCUGCUGCGCCUGUCAUAGUGAUAAAGACGAGAGCCAGGAGCCAGCCACCACCUAACAAGGGCACGGGAAAUGCUGUUGCGUUCCACUCAAGCUUAGCCCCGCCCAACCAGAAGCCUGUCCCCAUCCUGCUGAGGCAAGCAGUACUGAGGCCUGGAGAACAAACAACAACAGACAACAGAAGGCUUAGCGGCAAUGAAUGGAAUUGCAGCCAUACCAAGGGCCUUCCCAUGAUGGUACAGACACCACAUCAACCGAGGCAAGCCGAUACAAACGGCGUUGCACUGCUGGGGAAUCCUCGAGAUGCACACAACCCAGAAGCAGCAGCUGGCACAGCUGUGGCCCCUUCCAUGGGGCUUCAGCACUUUAUCGGCCACGUCCGGCCCCGCAACGAAGAAAGGAGCAGCAUGAGACCUUCCAGCGUCGCCCGUGGCACAUCUCAAUGCGCUCUUGGCAAAAUGACUUCUGAACGAGCGCAGGAACCACCUUUAGAGAGAAGUGUCCACUACGCCCAGCGGCUCAACGCGGGUUUCGAAGGCACAGCAGCAGCAUCCAUUGCAGCAGCAGCAGCAUCCGCUGCAGCAGAAGCAGCAUCCACUGCAACACAGCAGCAGCAGCAUCCAUUGCAGCAGCAGCAGCAUCCGCUGCAGCAGAAGCAGCAUCCACUGCAACAGCAGCAGUAUCUAUUGCAGCAGCAGCAGCAGCAUCAUCCACUGAAGAGCCAGCAGCAGCACCCGCCGCAUCCACUGCAUUACCGGAUACAGCAACAACAGCAGCAGCAGCUGUAUCCGGUGCAGCACCAGCAACAGCAGCAACCUGAGUUGCCAGUGCCGACUCGAAGGAGCAACUUAAGAGAGGAGAAGGAGGGGAGGGGACGAUCACCUGGUUGGCAACCCCUGGUGAAGGUUCAGCGGUCACCCGCAGACCCGGCUGCUCCCACUAUGCUGCAGCAGGUGAUGCCUGCUGAAGCAAGUGAAGGGAGAGAACCCCCCGGCGAUUUCGCUGAUUUCAGCAGGCAGGGCUAUACGCUGGGGAGGGGAGUCGACCGUUUGCAGGUAGGAGGAGUAGCGGCAAAUGCCUCGCCUGUGCAGACGUGCCCCGUCCUUGACCCCUUUGCUGCUGCAGGCCAGCAGCAAAACCGCAUUUCCCCUGUUCUGUGGGGCCGGUCGAAUGCCAUAGGCGCCAACGGCACACCCAUGGUCAGCCCCCGCAGCAGAGAGCGAACGAGCAGCUUAGGAACAAGAAGAACAGCAGCUGGAAUUGGGGUGUACAGACAAUCCCCGUUGCUUAGGGGGCCAGAGAGGCACUUCCAGAGGCCCCCCAGCAUGACCGCCGUAACGCUGAAAGAGGAGGGCAGGAGAGGAGAACACCUCGCGGGGCAUGAACGGCUGGAUAGAGGAGGAUGCAUGCACUCGGGUUCCAAGGAGUUCUUUGAAAGCCCCUCACUCCCGUCGAGACACCCAACAACACAGGGAAAGCAGGCGGACACCACUGCAGAGCAGCGCCACCAGAAGCUCCACGAGUUCGCCAUGUGGAGAAGAGGGCGGCGUAUAAGCACUGCAAGCACAGAACCUUCUGAUGCCCAGAACCACCCAACUAUGCUUCUAGAGGGGUUGGCUGCAUGCAUGCAAGCAGGACAACUUAAGGUUCAUAAUGAGAGGAGUAAAUCCCAUUCUGUUUGGAGACCUGUAAGUACGGACAGCGCAACGAGCAAGCGAGAAGAGGGCCUGGGGAAAGGGGGGCCUGCAGAGUUGCUGCCAGAAGAGGGCCAACAACUCCACCCCGUGCAGCUUCCCAGUGCCAGUAGCAGCCGUCUCAGCAGCAACAACAGCGUGAGACCCAUCGAGCCCUGCUGCCCGCUCCAGAGUGCCCCAAGAGCUGCACUGGAGGCAGCAGGCAGAAGACAGCACCCGCCCUGUCGCGGCCCCCAGCAGCAGCUGAAAGCAGCGAUCAGCAGCAGCAACAGCAACAACUCCUGGGAAAGCUGGGAGCCCUUGCUGCAACCAGAGGCUACCAGGUCAUCUCUGCGUAACUCAGCACAGGAAGCCACCCGGCUGGGGGCUGAGGCAGCGUCAACGGCAGAGGCUUCCUUUUUCAGCCGUACGAAGCUGCCCCAGCAGUGA